Messenger RNA from Symbiodinium natans, 360 nucleotides. The record is from the annotation of a GenBank genome assembly. Lineage: Eukaryota; Dinophyceae; Suessiales; Symbiodiniaceae.
AUGUCGGUCGAGCAGACUUUCAGCGACACCUCGAGCCAAGAGGGCUUUGAAUGCAAACGCCCAGGGUAUGUCCAGCAGCUUCUGGACCAAGCCAUCUGCUCCAUCCAGGCUGCCACGAACCCGGCCAGCCGGCGCCGCAAACGCCAGAAGCUGCAAAGGAGGCUCAGCGAGUUCUUGGAUCAGGAGCAGUAUGAGGAGGCGAUGGAGCAGUUCAAGGUCCUGUGCGAGACUCGGCUAGGCUACGUGUGGCGCGUGGCCGAGCACAGCGACAUGCCUUGUCCGAGACAGCCCGCGGUGUGCUACCUACAGUUCAACGAGACAUCUGUGCAGUGGGAGCACUCCUUCCGCUGCUUCAUCUGA